AUGACCCUGGAAGAUUUCGAGAAGUCGCUGGCGGAGGACCAGGAUCGGCGGGAGAAGGACAAGGACCGUCAUCGUCACCGCGACCGCAGCCGUGAGCGUUCACGGAACUCUCACCAUCACCGUUCUAGCCAUCAUCGGCGCCAUUCGUCCAGAUCCCGCGAGCGAAGAAGUGAUCGCGAUCGUGAGCCCCGUCAUCGCGACGACGAUGGCCAUCGUUCUAAGCGUUCACGUCACUCGACCGACCACGGAGACGAUCGCGACCAUGAGCGCAAGCGUCAACACCGACAUGCAAGCAAAGACGACGCCGAAUCCGCACCGAAAGUGACCGAGCAGGAGCCGCCGACUCAGUUGAAGCGAGACUCUUGGAUGGAAGCUCCGAAUUCUCUUGAUAUUGACUAUGUCCACCGACCGGAUCCUAAGCGCGAGCAGGAAGCCACGAAGCCGAAGAUGCUGUCAGCUGAUUACGAGCUUAAGAUUCACGAUAAGGAGCUCAAUGAGCAUCUCCGUGAUCUAAAGGAAGGAAAGGCACUCGAGGAAAUUGAAGAAGAGCCGGCGCAGCAUGAGGUGGAUUACACAUUUGGAGAUUCGGGGUCGCAGUGGAGAAUGACCAAGCUCAAGGGUGUCUACAGAGAGGCCGAAGAAAGCGGCAGAUCUGUGGAGGAUGUCGCCAUUGCUCGCUUUGGAGACCUGCGCUCGUUCGAUGAUGCCCGUGAGGAAGAAACCGAACUGGAUCGUCGCAAGAUGUACGGCGAUUCCUACGUGGGCAAGGAGAAACCGAGCGGAGAAUUGUACCAAGAAAGAAAGCUUCAGCACAAUGUCCGCAGGGAUCCUCAUGAACAUAUUCGUGACCCAGCCGAAGAACUCAAGGCAGAAGGGCAGGGCAAGAGGAUGGAAGCUGAGCCUCCUUCAAACACCACACAACCUCUGAACUUGACGUCAUUGAAUCGCCUCAAAGCUCAAAUGAUGAAGGCAAAGCUGAAAAAGGCCCCCGAUGCGGCUGAGCUCGAAGAGCAAUACAAUGCUGCCGCCGCUACCUUGGCGAAUCGCAAGGAAUCUGAUGUCGUGGUACUCGGUGUCAAAGAUAAUCGUAUGCUUGCUGGAUCAAGAAACGAGGUCAAGGCAGUGGACACAAAGAGAGGCCGUGAAAGAGGUCUAGUCCAAGAAAACGAUGACAUGACCAUCGAGGACAUGGUUCGUGAGGAACGCAAGACUCGAGGUCAGAUGGGCGGCGAAGGAAAGCGGUUGGCCGAACGUAUUACGCGUGAUGGCAAGUUCGAGAACGACUUGGAGUACAUGGACGACAAUGCUUCCAAGCUGGCCAAGCGAGUGCAUCGAUCCGAAAUCGACAUCAAGAGUGCAACAGUCAACGAGUUCCGCAAGAUGAACCGAAUCCUGGAUAAUUGCGCACUCUGUCAUCACGAGGACACUAAUACGCCUCCGAUUGCUCCUGUUGUGUCCCUUGCGACCCGGGUGUUCAUGACGCUUCCCACCGAGCCUGAAAUUAGCGAUGGAGCUGCUACUAUUGUGCCCAUCCAGCAUCGAAACAAUCUCUUGGAAUGUGACGAUGACGAAUGGGAAGAGAUCCGCAAUUUCAUGAAGAGUCUGACCCGCAUGUACCACGACCAAGGCCGGGAUGUGAUUUUCUACGAGAACGCAGCGCAUCCUCAGCGGAAGCGGCACGCAUCCAUGGAAGCAGUCCCUCUGCCCUAUAGCCUUGGAGAGACAUCGCCCGCAUUUUUCAAGGAGGCAAUUUUGAGUGCCGAGUCUGAAUGGUCACAACACCGCAAGCUCAUCGACACUCUGGCCAAAGCGAAGCAGGGACUGGGAAGAUCCGCAUUCCGUCGCACACUCGUGAAGGAGAUGCCUUACUUCCACGUCUGGUUUGAACUUGAUGGUGGUCUGGGACAUAUUGUGGAGGAUGAGAACCGCUGGCCCAAGGGAGAUCUGUUUGCACGAGAAGUCAUUGGAGGCAUGCUCGAUGCGGCUCCGGAUGUUAUCAAGCGGCAAGGCCGCUGGAACCGGGGUAGUGAUCGCCGGGUGGAACCAUUCAGGAAACGCUGGAAGAAGUUUGAUUGGACUCGUAUUUUGGUUGAAGAAUAG
This is a messenger RNA of Penicillium cinerascens, 2100 nucleotides long. Its product is annotated as putative cell cycle control protein (Cwf19). The record is from RefSeq and is a predicted model, not a curated record. The coding region runs from base 1 to 2100 and encodes 699 amino acids. Gene Ontology annotation, cellular component: post-mRNA release spliceosomal complex. The transcript has 2 exons. Lineage: Eukaryota; Fungi; Ascomycota; Eurotiomycetes; Eurotiales; Aspergillaceae. Gene Ontology annotation, biological process: mRNA splicing, via spliceosome.